Sciurus carolinensis (gray squirrel) is the source of this 7929-nucleotide messenger RNA. RefSeq names its product TBC1 domain family member 2B (gene Tbc1d2b). Bases 1 to 2880 code for a protein of 959 amino acids. The transcript has 13 exons. NCBI's taxonomy places the organism in Eukaryota, Metazoa, Chordata, Mammalia, Rodentia, Sciuridae. The record is from RefSeq and is a predicted model, not a curated record.
AUGCCGGGGUCCGGGACCCGGGGGGAGGAAGGUGGCGGCGGCGAGGGGGCGGCGCCGGGGGCCAUCGCGGAGGCUGGGGCAGGGGCCGGGCGGGAGCCCGCGCGGCUGUGCGGCUACCUGCAGAAGCUGUCGGGCAAGGGCCCGCUGCGCGGCUACCGCAGCCGCUGGUUCGUGUUCGACGCGCGCCGCUGCUACCUCUACUACUUUAAGAGCCCGCAGGACGCGCUGCCCCUCGGCCACCUGGACAUCGCCGACGCCUGCUUCAGCUACCAGGGCCCCGACGAGGCGGCUGAGCCAGGCGCUGAGCCGCCCGCGCACUUCCAGGUGCACAGUGCGGGAGCGGUCACCGUGCUCAAGGCUCCUAAUCGUCAACUCAUGACUUACUGGUUACAGGAGCUUCAGCAGAAAAGAUGGGAAUAUUGCAACAGCCUUGACAUGGUGAAAUGGGACAGCAGCACUUCCCCAGCUCCUGGAGAUUUUCCCAAGGGUCUUGUAGCCAGAGAUAACACAGAUUUAAUUUACCCACACCCAAAUGCUUCUGCAGAAAAAGCCAGAAAUGUCCUAGCUGUGGAAAUGAUGCCUGGAGAGCUGGUGGGAGAACAAGCUGCAAGUCAGCCGGCCCCGGGGCAUCCAAAUUCCAUCAAUUUUUACUCUUUGAAACAGUGGGGCAAUGAGCUCAAAAAUUCAAUGUCAUCUUUCCGUCCUGGGCGAGGGCAUAGUGAUAGUCGGAAGACUGUGUUUUAUACCAAUGAAGAGUGGGAACUUUUAGACCCACCCUCUAAGGACCUGGAGGAAUCCAUGGUACAAGAAGAAAGAAAGAAGCAGAUGCCUGAGGGAAACAAAGGAGUAACUGCCUCAGGAUUCCCCUUUGACUUUGGACGUAACCCCUACAAAGGAAAACGCCCUUUGAAGGACAUAAUUGGAUCAUACAAAAAUCGUCACAGCAGUGGUGACCCUUCCAGCGAGGGGAUGUCAGGUGGUGGCAUAAGCAAACCAGCCUCUGAGUUGCAGCUGCAGGUUCAGAGCCAGCAGGAGGAACUGGAGCGACUGAGGAAGGACCUGUCCAGUCAGAAGGAGCUGGUUCGGCUGCUCCAGCAGACAGUCCGAUCAUCCCAAUAUGACAAGUAUUUCACAAGCAGCCGACUCUGUGAGGGGGUCCCUGGGGAUUUGCUGGAACUUCUCCAUCAAAAGGACGACCAGAUUCUGGGGCUCAGCAGCCAGCUGGAGAGGUUCACCCUGGAGAAGGAGAGUCUCCAGCAGGAAGUGAGAACACUGAAAAGCAAGGUGGGCGAGCUCAACGAGCAGCUGGGGAUGCUGAUGGAGACCAUCCAGGCCAAGGACGAGGUCAUCAUCAAGCUCAGCGAGUCUGAGGGCAGCGUGACUUCUCCCUCUUCUGGGCCUGGCUCCCCCUUGACCGCCCCAGUCAGCAAGGACCAGCUGGAACUGGACAGGCUGAAAGAUAAUCUUCAGGGGUACAAAACCCAAAAUAAAUUUCUAAAUAAAGAAAUUUUGGAACUCUCAGCUCUACGAAGAAAUGCAGAAAGGAGAGAGAGAGAUCUCAUGGCAAAGUAUUCUAGCCUGGAAGCCAAGCUCUGCCAGAUAGAAAGUAAAUACUUGAUAUUGCUUCAAGAAAUGAAGACACCAGUUUGCUCAGAAGAACAGGGGCCUGCCCGGGAUGUCAUAGCCCAGUUGCUGGAGGAUGCUCUGCAGGUUGAGAGUCAGGAGCAGCCAGAGCAAGCAUUCAUUAAGCCUCAUCUUGUCAGCGAAUAUGAUAUUUAUGGGUUCAGGACUGUCCCUGAUGAUGAUGAGGAAGAGAAGUUGGUGGCCAAGGUCCGAGCAUUAGACCUGAAGACUCUCUACCUCACAGAAAACCAGGAGGUUUCCACUGGGGUCAAGUGGGAAAACUAUUUUGCAAGCACAAUGAACAGAGAGAUGAUGUGCUCUCCAGAAUUAAAAAACCUGAUCCGUGCAGGCAUUCCCCACGAGCACCGUUCCAAGGUGUGGAAGUGGUGUGUGGACCUUCACACAAGGAAGUUCAAGGACAGUGCAGAGCCAGGCUACUUCCAGACCUUGCUUCAAAAAGCACUGGAGAAACAGAACCCAGCCUCCAAGCAGAUAGAGCUGGACCUGCUGCGAACUCUGCCCAACAACAAACAUUACUCCUGCCCCACCUCCGAAGGCAUACAGAAGCUGCGGAACGUCCUGCUUGCCUUCUCCUGGCGGAAUCCAGAUAUUGGCUACUGCCAAGGUCUAAACAGGUUGGUGGCAGUGGCCCUCCUGUACCUGGAACAAGAAGAUGCUUUCUGGUGUCUGGUUACCAUUGUGGAAGUUUUCAUGCCUCGAGACUAUUACACAAAGACUCUGUUAGGAUCCCAGGUGGAUCAGCGGGUGUUCAGAGACCUCAUGAGUGAGAAGCUGCCUCGAUUACAUGCCUACUUUGAGCAGUACAAAGUUGACUACACCCUCAUCACAUUCAACUGGUUUCUGGUGGUUUUUGUGGACAGUGUUGUUAGUGACAUCCUUUUUAAAAUAUGGGACUCUUUUCUUUAUGAGGGACCAAAGGUUAUUUUCCGUUUUGCCCUGGCACUUUUUAAAUACAAGGAAGAGGAGAUCCUGAAAUUGCAAGAUUCAAUGUCCAUAUUCAAGUAUCUCCGUUACUUCACUCGUACUAUCCUUGAUGCAAGGAAACUGAUCAGCAUCUCCUUUGGGGACCUGAACCCCUUCCCCCUGCGCCAGAUCCGGAACCGACGUGCCUACCACUUGGAGAAGGUCCGGCUGGAGCUGACAGAGCUGGAGGCCAUCCGCGAGGACUUCCUGCGUGAGCGGGACACCAGCCCUGACAAAGGCGAGCUGGUCAGCGAUGAGGAGGAGGACACCUGAGUGGACGCCUGUCCCUGCUGCUCUUCCCUUCACAACCAAAGUGUAUCAGAAGUGUGAACUGCAGGGACAUCUCUGCUUGUUUAAAUGCCAGACUGUAACAUCUGUGGUGUCUGGGAAUCUGCUGAGCAGAUGUCCAAGCCAGACUGCACUUUCUUAGUUCCCAUUUGGGAGCAGGGUCUCAUUUGUUUACAGCCAUCUUCAUGCCAUGACAUUUGGCAUCAUGGUCAGGUUUUUUGCCUGAUUAGUGAAUCACCAUGCACUUAACCAGUUGGCUGUUUCUAAGAACCUGUUUACAGCAUCUGUCAGCUGUGUUGGUGUUUCACCCUGUGAAAACCAUACUUUGCUGGACCUCUCCCAGGUUCUUUCUUUUGUACAUAGGAGGCCAUUGUGUGUGUCAUAGGGCUUCAGAGUGUGGCUGCUUCAGGUGGCAUGAGGUCAGUGUGAAAUGAGGGACUUCCUUAGAAAAGCAGGCACAUCCCUUGUUCAGAAACGGCCUCCUUGAAAAGCCCAGGAAUCCUCUGCUGGGAGCUCCAGCUGCCAGCCAUGCCCCACCUCUGGACUAGCUUUGGCUAGGCCAAGCCCACACAGUCUUUGAAAACAGUAGCUCCCACCCUGCGUGGGGAGGGCCUGGCUCUGCAGCAGCCCCUGCACUUCGUCUCCAGCUCAUGACUGUAAGCCAUACCUGUGCCUCACACGGCUCUGUGAGCUUCUGUGGAAUGCUUUUCUUUUCAUCUGGGACUUGGCUUGGAGAAGCCAUUCUCCAAGUGUGGCUUGAAUAGGAUUCCAAGUCAUCUAUAAGCUGCACCCUGGCAUGGCCCCGGUUGAGGGAGACAGAGGAAGUUUUUGGGGGGUUGCUUUUCAGGAUGGUGGUACAGCUGCUGGGUGAUCCCUACUGCAUGGCAGAAACAUCGGCCUCCCCAGAUGGAGCCAUUGUUCCUGAUGUCUGUCACUUGGCUGGCAGGUGUGGGAGGCUGCUCCCAGGUCUUUGCUUAGUGCUAAGGCUUGGGCGAGCUCUCCUAGACAGUCUCACUGCACCCCCCGCCCCCCGCUCCACUAUCCCCCACUGAACACCCUUGUUCUCAAGCAAGGAUUGGGGUCACUGUGGCCUCUUGAUGUUGGGCUGCCUAGGCGGUUUCUGGGGACUCAGUACUGUCUUUUGAAACUGGGAGAGAGAUGUUGAGUAAGGAAAGUUGUUUUUGCUUAAUUCCUCUGGAUCAUCCCUGAUGUGUGGAUGUCAUGAGAGAAUGUUUUCUGGCACAGUAUUACACAAAUGCAAGAGAAACAGUCUUAAGUGGAAUAUUUUACACUACCUGGACACAAAUCAGAAACAAUCUUUAGUUGAUAUAAACACACUCAGACUAAGAAUGGAAGCAAUGCAAUUUCAAGAAGUGUUUUUUCCAUAACGUAUGGUUUUCCUAUUAUUUUUUACUGUCAACUUCCUAUCAGUUCAUGGCUGAGUUGGUAAUUCAUACUAGAGCAAGCUCAACUUCUUGGGCUUAACUGCCUACUUUCUUACCUUGUAGAGGGAGCUGGUCUCUGUAUUUAGCCAAAAGCCUUUUCUCUUUUGAGAUAUCAGGAAUGUGUUUAUCAUUGUGUGCAUCUUUGGAACAGCUGUUUGAGGCCCGACUUCUUCAGGAAGCCAACUCGGGAGCCGGGCAGGCAUUGUGGUCUCACUGUUGUUCUGGGGACUGCUGGGACCAAGCACUUGGAGAACCCCUACCCCCACCUUGUGAAGCAGUGGCUGUCAGCCUAGGGAACAGCUGUGAGGAGGUGCAGGGGACGAGGGCCCAAGGGUUAGCUCUAGCUGCCCUCAGCUUUUAGUUUUCAAGUCAGUUUCCCCCUGGAAGAUGCCAGCCCAAACUGCCCUAUAUUGGGGCUAAAAUGAUCCCUUUAGGAAUGGACUCAUUUUAUCUAGUUUGCCCUGAAAAAAUGUAUCUUAAAAAGCAUCUGGUGGAGAUGGGGGUAGCUAGGUGGUGGAGCACCUGCCUAGCAAGCAUGAGGCAGUGAGCAAGAGAGAUCCCAGAGGAGAUGGACUGGGAACACUUUCUUGAAAUUUCUUUCUGGAAUAAAGUGCUUAAUGUCCAGAGGGCUGAGAGGAAAUGGAUGGCCUGGUUCCAGUUUGGGGACAGGAUGGAGUGACUCCUCCUUCCAGACCCUUAGGUCCCACUGAUUUGAGCCAACACUUCCCCUUCCCUCCUGCUACUGAGGAAAGACCUCUUACCCUCCAGUGCGCCAGGUACCCCUACCUCCACCAGCCACCAUGGCAAAUGCCCCUUCUGGCAGGGGCUGCUCCAUACUGCUGUUCAUCUGAACCUUUGCUCCACAGCCAGCCCAUGGCCCUUGUGUGGUGGCCCUUGCAGGCUGAGACACGGCCCAGAAACUGGAAAACCCAAAGGGUGGCCUCCAGCCUGCUCACCUAGAUGUAGGUGCCAAGGCAAGGGAAGCUCCCUCACAUCCAGUGGCAAUUCCCAACUCUUAAAUUGAUGGGGUUUUUAAUGGGUUGAACCUGUUAAUACUUUUGUAUAUUUUCACUACAGUUUAUAUUUUUAUAGGAUAUUUUAUCAAGGUUUUUCUAGAUUCUGUACAUCUAUUUUAUAUAACAAGUUCUAUUUUGUGUGCACAACUCCCAUGUAUGUAUUUAUGUAAACCUGAGCCUCCGGAUUGUUCUUCCCUCUGUGCCUCCUUUGCCUCCAGCCUUGACUCUCUUCUGCUUGGCCCUUUCCUCACCCUAGGUAGCCUCAGCCACUACCUGUAGUCAUGCUGAUAGCAGACUAUAGAUUGCUGGGAACAAUUCUGGUUUCAACUACAUUAUAUUGAUAUAGGAAGUACUCUAGGCAAGUACCCAGUCUUUUAUUUUUUUUUAAACUAAAUGUAUACUACACAGUAGCUUUGCAGUAUUAUCAUCCCCCAUAUGACCAGGCAGCUGAAUGCUGGGCCUGCCUGGGGAAGUUCCCCCAGGUGAGAAGCUGGAUGCAAAGCCCCAUGUGUGCCACUGAGUAUUCCACCCCUGCCUGGAAGCUGGAGACAAGGGUGACUGUCCAUUUAUAUCACAGCAGCUUCUAUGCUGUCUUCAAGUAUAAUUCAAAAAUCAUAAAGGAAAAAAUAAAAUAAUUUGUGAAAGGCAGUUAUAGUUCCUUGUGACAGGCCUGCCCCAAGGGUUUAGAGAGUGGGACGGGCUAGGAUGGCAGCCUUUCCAACCUGCCAGCCUGGUGAUUCUGUGUGUCCCUGCCCUUGGUUCUGACGGGGUAGAACAGUAUGUGUUUGUCAGCAGUGGUCAUUCUGGGAGACCCUAAGAGCUGUCACCAAGCAGGUUGAGGGCUGAGGGCAGAGCCUGGGAGCCAAAGAGGAACACUGUUGCUGUGCCUGGAGAAGCCCCUGCCAGACAGCAGGCGCCCUCUUCCCACCAGCUGUGCCGUGCCCUGCCUGAGUCACAGUUUGUUUGCCUCCUGCCUGGGCUGACAGCUCAGGCCCAGCUGCCACUGGGGACACCCCCAGCCAUCAUUGGAAAAACACAAAAAUGAUUAAGACCAAAUGUCUUUCCAUAAAGCAGGGAUUGGGAGGGUAGCUCAAGUGAGAUUCCAGAUAGAGCAGGCUAUGACCUGGGAUGCUGCUUUCUCCUCUGGGAACACAGAUUCAGCAAGUCUGGAGAUUCCCAAGGUCACAAUAGUAAUGGCAGAGCUGAGACCCCAGGGCUCUGCCACUGUUCCAGACCCCACUUCCUAUCCCUUGUAAGAGGUUGCCACUGAGAGCAGUUUUGAUUAAGCCCUGGGAAACCAUUACUCAGAGCGUGAGUCCCUCGGGCCUCCUUGGGCCAGCAGGGCUGCUACAAACAGACAGGAAGUGAGCCUGACACGCUUCCACCCUCUGUGUGGUGCUCGGACUCAUGCAUACUCCCAGUGACUUGCUUUCCUGAGUGACCUCUGACAGACUGCCCUGAGGGCCUCGAGGGGAUCCUCCUCCUGCCUGGUCAGAGGGUUGAACUGCUGAGGGCAGUCCAGAGCUCAGAACAGGAGAUGGGGACUUGAGGCCUCCACUGGGCCUGUGUCACCAAGAUAUGUGGCCUUGGGCCAGUCACUUCCCUCAGAGCUGUGGGCUUCUCACCUGAAAAUGGGAUGUGUUCAGGACCAGAAGGUGUGAGCAUAGGGGACUGGAAGCACAGCUGGGCACACGGCCUCCUUACCCCUACGGGCAGCUGCCCCUGCUCCCCACCCACUCCUCAGCCCCUCCAGGUAGGGCUAGGCCUGCGACACAGCACUGAUUAGUUCAGCCCUCUUACACUGUUUGAAGGUCUCAAUCACCAAGGAGUGAUUUCCAAUGUAUUCCCCCAAUUCUGAGUGGCCAUGGCUCAUGCCUAAUGCCACUUGCAUGGCUGCAGGGCCCAUUCACCUUAGAGGCUGGGAGAAUAGAAUGUGAGAAGUGUCCCCUCUUGGAACUUCAGUGCCCCAAACUUAGAAAAGGAGUAUAACACUCUCUGGGAGGAGGACUUAGGAGGAAAUGUUAAGAGGACCAGGCCCAAGGCUCACAGCUGGGGGAAGGGGCAGACAUGGGCUGGAAAAAGGCCCUUGUUCAGCCCUUCCCCACUCCCUGCCCCCUGCCAGGGCCCAGCACCCUCUUCAAAGCAACUUCAUGCCCAGUUGCUUCCUGCCAUGUACACCAGAGUCUUGCUCUAGGGGACCAGGUUUUAUAGGUGGGAAAGGAACACCCUGAGUCAGCCUCGACUGGCCCAGUCCCAUCUCUAAGCAUGGAGAUGGAGAUAAAGGAAAGGGACAAGUGGGGACCAAGAAGGAUGAGACUGGCUAGUCUGCUCUUCCCCUCUCCACAGCUUUGUGCAGAAGAAUUAAAGUGAGAGUGUCAGAGGUGCCCAUGGGCAUUCCAGACCCCAUCAAUCACAGGUAGUCCUGUGGUUGACAAGGUAGCCUUUAUUAUUCGACAGUGCAUACAUGUCUCUGAGGACCUUAGAGUGGGGGUCCCUGGGGAAAGGGCUGGUGUAUGUGGUUAUGGGGUGCUGCUAGCAGGAGGCAUUAGGUAAGGGGUGUAGGGACUGUCGGG